Molecule: messenger RNA, 2094 nt
Organism: Recurvomyces mirabilis
Lineage: Eukaryota; Fungi; Ascomycota; Dothideomycetes; Mycosphaerellales; Teratosphaeriaceae
Exons: 2
Coding region: 1-2094 (697 amino acids)
Biological process (GO): 'de novo' IMP biosynthetic process; L-threonine metabolic process; adenine biosynthetic process
Cellular component (GO): cytosol
Molecular function (GO): ATP binding; phosphoribosylamine-glycine ligase activity; phosphoribosylformylglycinamidine cyclo-ligase activity
Source: RefSeq, a predicted model, not a curated record
AUGAUCAGCAUAAGUCCUGGAUUCGACGUCAUCGGACUAGCCUUAUCCCUCUGGCUAGAAUUACAAGUCAGUGUCGGCGACGAUGCAUCCGAGGGCGCACAACAUAACUGUCGAAUCACUUAUGAAGGCCACGGCGAGAACAGUGUUGAUCUGACACCCGAGCGAAACCUCAUCUCACAGACUGCACUUUACGUGCUGCGAUGUCAUCAGCAAAGAAGUUUUCCGGAGCCAACGCACGUCCACAUCAAAAAUCCUAUCCCACUCGGUCGCGGCCUUGGCUCGUCUGGUGCUGCGGUAGUCGCUGGAGUAUCGCUCGGGAACGAAGUCGGCAAGCUAGGCAUGACUAAAGAUCGCAUUUUAGAUUUCUGUCUCAUGAUCGAAAGGCAUCCCGACAAUGUUGCGGCUGCUCUCUAUGGCGGGUUCGUGGGUUCUUACCUCAAGGAGCUUGAUCCGGAAGAAAUGAAACGAAUAGAGGUACCCUUGGCAGAAGUGUUACCUGCACCACAAGGAGGUGAGGAUACGGGCCUCACUCCUCCGAUCCCGCCCAUCGAUAUUGGCAAGCACAUUCGCUUUCCAUGGGCAUCGGAGAUCAAGUGCAUUGCGAUUAUACCAGAUUUUGAGGUAGCAACUGCAAAGGCCCGAAGUGUUCUGCCCACGACAUACGCAAAAGCCGAUGUCAUCUACAAUUUGCAACGCGUCGCUUUACUUACAUCCGCGCUUGGCCAGAGUCCACCAAACCCUGAGCUUAUAUAUGAUGGCAUGCAAGACAAGGUUCACCAGCCUUACCGCAAGACGCUGAUCCCUGGACUCACCGAGCUUCUGCAAUCUGUGUCUCCUGCCACACAUCCCGGUCUACUAGGCGUCUGUCUGUCAGGUGCCGGCCCCACUGUCUUGGCUCUAGCCACCACCAACUUCGAAGGCAUCGCUACCUCGCUCAUCAAACGAUUUGAAGGCGAAAACAUCAAGUGUCGCUGGGAGCUACUCGAGCCUGCGUAUGAGGGACUAAUCGUAUCUCACAGCGAGCAGGCAUCAAGCAGUGGCAUGACUUACGCAGACGCGGGUGUGUCAAUCGAUCUAGGGAACGAGCUUGUGCAGUCGAUCAAAGCGGCUGUGGCAAGUACACGAAGACCUGGCGCGGAUGCAGAGAUCGGUGGUUUUGGCGGCGCACUCGACCUAGCCAAAGCAGGAUACACGGAACCACCGAUACUUAUCCAGGCUAUUGACGGCAUCGGCACUAAGCUAAAGAUCGCUUUCGCUAUGGACGACUUCUCGACCGUUGGCAUAGACCUGGUAGCCAUGAAUGUGAAUGAUCUCAUUGUGCAAGGUGCGGAACCUUUGACGUUCAUGGACUACUACGCAUGCUCGAAGCUCAACGUUCCCGACGCCGUGCGCUUUGUCGAAGGCGUGGCCGAAGGUUGCAAGCAGGCAGGGUGUGCUCUGGUUGGAGGUGAGACUGCAGAAAUGCCAGGCAUGUACCAAGGCAAGGAGUUUGACGCCGGCGGUGCUGCCACUGGUGCUCUUAAAAGAGGUCGUACUGUGUUGCCUGACAAAGCGGCGAUGCAGGAAGGCGAUGUCUUGUUUGGCCUCAGAAGUAGCGGAGUUCAUUCGAACGGUUUCUCGCUUGUUCGCAAGAUCAUCGAGAGGGCUGGUCUGUCCUUUGCCGACAAGGCUCCUUGGGACUCAGCCUCGACUGUCGGUGCUAGUUUGCUGACACCAACACGAAUAUACGUCAAGCCCCUAAUGCCGGCGAUAGAGCAGGAUUUGAUUCUAGGCAUGGCUCACAUUACUGGUGGCGGACUGGAAGACAAUAUCCCUCGAAUGCUGCCCAAGCAUCUGGCCGCAGAAGUCGACGUAUCACAGUGGGAAGUGCCUGCCGUACUGAAGUGGCUCAAGAAGGCUGGUAAUGUGGACGCUCGUGAGUUUGCUCGGACGUGGAAUACUGGCCUUGGAAUGGUGCUGGCAGUUACAGCCCACAGAGCGGAGCAGCUCGUGCAGGUUCUUGAAGGUGCUGGAGAAUCACCCGUGAAGAUCGGAAAGCUCGUGAAGCACACUGGUGAAGAUGUGAUACUGCAUAACACCAGCGUCUGGAAGUAG